This is a messenger RNA of Penicillium chermesinum, 1290 nucleotides long. RefSeq names its product putative cell cycle control protein (Cwf23). The transcript has a single exon. Gene Ontology annotation, cellular component: spliceosomal complex. Bases 1 to 1290 code for a protein of 429 amino acids. Lineage: Eukaryota; Fungi; Ascomycota; Eurotiomycetes; Eurotiales; Aspergillaceae. Gene Ontology annotation, biological process: spliceosomal complex disassembly. The record is from RefSeq and is a predicted model, not a curated record.
AUGUCCGGCUCAGAUGACCUAAAGGUGCAUGCCACCUCCAACCAAGACUUUUACGCCCUCCUCGACAUACCGUCUACUGCCAGUGACGCCGAGAUUCGACGCGCAUAUCGCCGCACAGCACUCAAGUACCACCCGGACAAAAUCGCCAACCCUGUCCAGCAAGACUUUGAAAAGUUCCACCUGCUCCAGAUCGCCAACGAUGUCCUCUCCGACCCAGCCGUGCGCACGCUCUACGACAAUGCGCGGGAAGCGCGUAUGCGCAAGCAGCGUGAGCGCGAAAUGUUGGACGCGACAAAGCGUCAAAUGCGCGAUGAUCUCGAAGCGCGGGAGCGAGCUGGGGCUAUGCAGCAGGGCAUGGGGCAACAAGGCGUGGGUCAACCGGGCGUGAAGCGGCCGUGGGCUGGUACUGCGGACGAUGAUGCGGAGGCGAAACUGCAGCAGGAGCUAGAUCGGAUUGCAGAGGAUGGGCGGAAGAGGAGGCGAGAGGCGGCCGAGAAGUUGAAGAGGGAGCUAGAAGAGGAAAAGAAGAUCAUGGAGGCCGAGGCGGCAGCGGCGGCAGCAGAUCCAAGCACUAAACGCGUGGAUCGGUCAAAGAAUGUGCAGGUUUCAGAGCUGGACAGAUCGGUCAAGGUGCGCUGGGCCCGGGAGGGGCCGGGGCUUGACUUUGAUGGGGAAUGGUUGGCUGGAUUAUUCGGGGAGUUUGGGAAAGUCGAAAAUACGUUUAUGUUGAAGGAUAAGCGUGUGCGUGUGGAAGGGAAGAAGGGCAAGGUUACAUUUGCGACGGGUGUGGUGGUUUUUGCCUCAAUUGUCAGCGCGCAUGCCGCUGUGAUCGACGGUGAAAAGAAGAUACGCCAAUCCGAGAGGGAUUGGACGCUUGUGGAAUCGGUUGCUUGGGCUUCAGGGCAGAAGCCGGACCUGGAACCGUUUACCGGCGAUCCAAUUCAAGAAAAAUCGCCUGCGACCCCUCAAGAACAAGAGCCUACGCCAUCUGCAAAGCCAACGGAACCGAGCAAGCCAUCUUUCAACUUCCCUGGCCUAAACUCGGUCCCCAAGGGUGGAAAAGCACCUGCAUUCGGAUCAUUCGCAUCCGCUGCGGGUGUGCCAAAGGCAUCUUCAUUUGAUCCUGCAGCCAAAGCUCCUGGCACCCCUAGCAUGGAGGAAACGAUGCUCAUGCGACUGAAGACUGCACAGCUGGAAAAAGAAAGAAAAGCGCUCGAAGAACAGCUUGCCAAAGAAGAUGAAGCUGCGGAUGCAGAAGAGGCGGCAGCAGCUAAGGCGAAUGGAAACUGA